CUCUCCGGUCCUUUUCCUCCGCUAAAAGGUAACGUGGUCGCCUCGGCUGCUAGCCGCCGCUCACUAAAAUCUACGUUUUUCUGUCACUUUUAUUCGUGUUAAGUCGCAAAAAGUUCAUCAUGUCGUCCCAUUUGCAGUGGAUGGUCAUCAGGAACUGCUCCAGCUUCCUCAUCAAGAGGAACGGACAGACCUACAGCACUGAGCCCAACAACCUGAAGUCCAGGAACUCUUUCCGCUUCAACGGUUUGGUGCACAAGAAGACUGUAGGCGUGCAGCCAGCGGCUGAUGGCAAGGGAGUCGUCGUCGUGCUGAAGAAGCGUGCAGGCCAGCACAAACCUGCCACCUCUUACGAGAAGAUCACCAUCAACAAGAACUCCCGUGCCACCCUGAACAGCCUGAGGCACAUUAUUAGCAAGAACAAGUACAGGAAGGACCUGCGCAUGGCUGCCCUGCGUCGUGCCAGCGCCAUUCUGAAGAGCCAGAAGCCUGUCGUGGUGAAGAAGAAGCGCACCAGGGCUGCCAAGACAGCAUAAACCAAUUAACAUGAAAAACAAAUAAAACUUCUUAUUUGGAAAAAGACA
Messenger RNA from Larimichthys crocea (large yellow croaker), 581 nucleotides. RefSeq names its product ribosomal protein L28 (gene rpl28). Gene Ontology annotation, cellular component: ribosome. The coding region runs from base 120 to 533 and encodes 137 amino acids. The record is from RefSeq and is a predicted model, not a curated record. Gene Ontology annotation, molecular function: structural constituent of ribosome. NCBI's taxonomy places the organism in Eukaryota, Metazoa, Chordata, Actinopteri, Sciaenidae. Gene Ontology annotation, biological process: translation. The transcript is spliced from 5 exons.